AUGACGAGCACUUGGUGGAAAAGCGGAGCCGGCGGUGAACGGGGCCGCAGCCACGACAACACCUCCAGCGCGUCCGUGACGCAUCCCCCGUCUUCGCUGCUGGAAGACAACCCCACCAGCGCCAUCACGGCUUCUAGCGUCAGGACUAAGCGGCGCGUGCAGGCCACUGAAGGCCCAGCGUGGAGAGCGACCUCGGCAGCUUCGCAGCUCGAUGCCGUCGCAAUUAGUCGCUCCAGUGGAUUCUGCUUUGCGCCGCGGGGAUUUUUAGGUUGUGGGGGCCCAACUACGGCCACCGCCGCCGCCGCCGCCGCCACCGCCGCCGCGCUGCGGCCCAAGCUGCUC
Trypanosoma conorhini is the source of this 342-nucleotide messenger RNA. RefSeq lists its product as uncharacterized. The transcript has a single exon. NCBI's taxonomy places the organism in Eukaryota, Euglenozoa, Kinetoplastea, Trypanosomatida, Trypanosomatidae. The record is from RefSeq and is a predicted model, not a curated record. The annotation marks the transcript as partial.